AGUCUUUGAGGGUAAUAAACAUGUUUUAGGGAUAUUUUGAUGGGGUGUCGAGCAUGUUUCAGGAGUGUUUUCAGCAGUAUUGUACUUGUUCUGGGGGUAUUGAAUUUGUUUUGUGAGUCUUUGAAGGGUACUGAACUUGUUCUAGGAGUAUUUGGGGGGUAUUGAACUUGUUUUGGGAGUGCUGAGCAUAUUUUAUGGCUAUUUUGGGCAUUACUGAAUUCAUUUUGGGGUAUAGAACUCCUUUUGAGAGUCUUUGGGGGUAUUAAAUUUGUUUUAGGGUUAUUUGAGGGUGUGUUAAACUUGUUUUGGAUGUAUUCUGGGUGUAUUUUAGGGGUACGAUGCUUGUUUUGACAUGUAUUGUCAUUUUACAUGCAGUGUUAAAUCAUUUUAAAGUUUGUUUUUUCAGUUUCAUUCUGAUACAACUUCAAUGUUCCAUCCAUAACUAUUAAAUCUUUUUGUUUUCUCUAUUGUUUUAGGUUUGUGCAGUUGAUUAAGGUCUUGAUCUGAGAUUUAGGAUCUAAAGCCUGUUCAGAUCAGGUUCAGAUCAUGGCUUUGAGUUCUACAGAAGUCACUGUUUCAACUAAGGUAUGCACAGCUGCACCUCCCAUCCCCAACCUGAAACGCAAGCAACUAAUGUGGCAGAAUGCAGUACGUCACAUUAUCGACCAACGAGGAAUGCACCACGAGGGACGAGCAGCCAGUUCUCACAAAAUAAUUGUUACUGAUGCCUACAUCGAUGACAUCAACAGGCAGAUUCGUAACAAAGCUGCACGGGGCAAUGCUGGCACACACAAGCGGCGCUCCUCUGCGGCCCGCAUCCAUCCAUCACGAGAGCGCAACUCCGACUCCACGCGGAAGUCCACCGACUCGCUCAGCGACGUAGACUUCUUUGUAAGCUGGGGCUCCACGGUGCGUGGGGUCUUCCUUCCUGCUCUCCACCACAAAUUCAAAUCUCAGGAUCUCGAGCGCCUGUACCAGCAGCAUUCAUCUGGUCAGCGACGAACUUCCCUUGUAGUCACUAAUGUCAUCGAUAUCCUUACCAAACUCCAUAUUCUCUUAAUAUACCUGGCAGUGGCCCCUGAGAUGGUGGACUCUCAGCAAGGAUGGUUGGCUGGGCUCUUCAUGGUACUUGGAGCAAUCAUAUGCGUCUUAGUUCUAAGCUGUAAAGGAUUGAUGUCUCCAGAUAUCCUGCGCUAUGCUGGGCUGGUGAGCUGGCUGUCUCAGACUGUUCAGGUACUGGGUGGUUUGGUGUAUGGAUUGGAGAAGGAACAGACCUGGUAUGUGCUCUUCACUCUGUUCGCCACCUACACGCUAUUGCCCCUACCUCUUCUGUGGUCCAUCUGCACAGGGUUCCUCACCGCUUCCUUGCACCUUUUGGUGGAUGGCUUUAGGAACUACAAUGACGCAGCCAUUGUAAGAAAGUUACUAGCAAAAGGUCUGUUGUACAUGGGUAUGAAUACUGCAGGGCUCUUCAUCCACUACUUAUCGGAUCGCGCACAAAGGCAGGCCUUCCUUGAGACGCGACGUUGCAUUGAAGGACGAGUCAAGAUGGAGCAAGAGAACAAGAGACAGGAACGCUUGGUGAUGUCCAUUCUUCCUCGAUUUAUUGCUAUGGAGAUGAUUGGUGAUUUGACUGCUAUGGAUGAUGAAUUGCUUCCUCAACAGUUCCAUAAGACCUACAUUCAUCAAUACAAAGAUGUCAGUAUCCUCUUUGCUGAUAUAAAAGGCUUCACCUCUCUCUCCAUGACCAUGUCGGCUCAGGAAUUGGUGCGCACGCUCAAUGAGCUGUUUGGUCGCUUUGAUCGCCUUGCUGAGGAGAAUCACUGUAUGAGGAUAAAGAUUCUUGGAGAUUGCUACUACUGUGUGUCUGGGGUCCCAGAGCCCCAAACUGCACACGCUCGUUGCUGUGUGGAGAUGGGUCUGGCCAUGAUCAACACUAUACGUUAUGUACGCAAGGAGUUGCAGAGAGAUGUAGACAUGCGUAUCGGGAUCCACUCUGGCUCGGUUCUGUGUGGGGUUUUGGGUCUUCAGAAAUGGCAGUUUGAUGUGUGGUCUUGGGACGUAGAUGUUGCCAACAUGCUAGAGGCUGGAGGGAUCCCAGGGAGGAUUCAUAUAUCAAGAGCAACCUUGGACUGUCUAGAGGGUGUAUAUGAGACAGAAGAAGGUCGAGGCCAUGAGCGGAAUGAGUUUUUACGCAAACACAAGAUUGACACCUUUCUGAUCUGCCAUACACCGCAGGAAGACAAGGAGCCCCCUAAAGUCCGGAGAACCAGCAAAGAUGAGACUGAAUGGAGUGCUGAGCUUCCUUUCGAUAACAUCAUUGGAAUGAACUGCAUCCUAGCCACUUUCACCAAUGGCUCCCUGGUGCAGUUGCCCAAUCAGAUUAUUCCCCAUUGUGGUGGGUCUCGAGAAAUCAACAAGAGAAUCAAGCAGGCCAUUGAGGUGCGCAGUAGUGAGCGAAUGCGCAAGGAACACAUCACACCCUUCAUGCUGGUCUUCAAAGACACACACAUUGAGGGAAAGUUUUCUCAGAUGAGAGACGAGAUGUUCAAGUCCAACUUAGCCUGCUCUUUCCUCAUGCUCCUCUUCAUCAUGGCUGUUCAGGCCCUCAUCCCCUCUCCACAAAUCUGUCCUAUGGUAAUCCAGUUUUUAGUGUUCCUGUUUGUCUACAUGCUACUGCUUCUGGUCACACUGGCUGAGGAAUUUAAGUGCUCCCCACCAUACUUACAGCAUCUGUGCUGCUGGAUCCAUGAGACCAAAAGCAUCCGUGACCUGCUAACCCUCACUGCUAUUGCUAUUAACUUCGGUGUGGCCUCCUGUGAUAUUUUGUGGUGUAACACAGUUGGAGAGGCUGAGGAAAGCAACACGACCUCCAAACAAGGCUCACAGUGGACUGUGAACAUCUGCACCCAUCCUGAGUUCUUUGUUUUGAGUGGUGUGUUGGCCAUGGUGACGUGUGCUGUGUUCCUCAGACUCAGCUGUCUGUUGAAGCUGGCAGUUCUGAUGUUAGUCAUUGCAGUUUACACAUACCUUAUUGAGGUAGCCUUCCAUGUGCUCUUUAUCCGCCAACACCAAAACAGCCAAAUUCAGAGAUCUCAGUACCUCAGACGCAAAGGCAUUUCUGUGUUGCUAAUGGCCAUGUUUGUUGUGGUCGUCCUAUACAACAGUAGACAGUUAGAAACUACAGCCAGGCUUGACUUCCUGUGGCGUCUGCAGGCCAGGCAGGAAGUGGAGGACAUGAAGGAACUGAGGGAGCAUAACGAGUGUCUGCUGUACAACAUUCUUCCUGCACAUGUAGCUCGCCACUUUCUAGAGAGAGACAGGAACAAUGAGGACCUGUUCUCUGAAUCAUACGAGCGAGUUGGGGUGAUGUUUGCUUCCAUUCCAGACUUUACAGAUUAUUACGAGAAGAAAGAGUUGAUUCAUCAAGAUGUGGAGUGUCUGCGUCUUCUUAAUGAGAUCAUCGCUGACUUUGAUGAGCUACUGGAAGAGCCUUACUUCGAGGACAUAGAGAAAAUCAAAACCAUUGGCAGCUGCUACAUGGCGGCUUCUGGCCUGUCUCCUGAAAAACAGGAAUGUGAAGAUGAGUGGGCUCACCUCAGUACGCUGGUUCUGUUUGCUUUGGCCAUGCAAGAAACUUUGAAAGAAAUAAACAAACGUACCUCAAACAACUUCCAGUUGCGUGUCGGUAUUUCUCAUGGGCCUGUAGUCGCCGGGGUGAUUGGCGCCACUAAGCCCCAGUAUGAUAUUUGGGGCAUGACUGUGAAUCUUGCUAGUCGAAUGGACAGCACAGGGCUCAGUGGGCGUAUUCAGGUCCCAGAGGCCACGAGCCGGAUCCUGGCUGACCACGGCUUUGUGCUGCAGCUUAGAGGAGAUAUCUACGUCAAAGGGGUUAGCGAGCGGCGGGGAGCGGUCCGCACCUACUUUGUUAGCAGCAGGGAACAGAGCUCAAGCUACGGCGAGAGAAGCACCAGCAGAGGGAUCUCUCUCGGGAGGAACACCCUCGCCGCUGUGGUCUUUUCCCUGGUGCAGGCCCGCAAGAAAGAGGAGUUACGAGAGGCCAAUGGAGGCUUUCAUCUCAUGGAGAUAACAUGAGUUCUGAUUGAAAACUGGACAGGAAAACCAUAAUCAAUACCUCUUUUAGAGACUCUUUCAUGAGUCAUUGCCUUGGCCAGCCAUUGGGCAAACAUUUAAGCCAACCGCUGGGUUAAAACAACACAAUCGCUGGGUUUGUCCAUUUUCAACCCAACUUGGGUUGAUUUUAACCCAGAAUUUUUGUGUGAUUAUAACCGUUCAUUUAAUUGGAGGUCAUAUUCAUAUGUACUAUGAUGCUCAACUGUCACCGAUAACAUAAAUGUGCAAAUGCAGAAUGAAGAAUAUGAGGACACCCUCGCUAAACUAAUUAGCUAAUUGCCUGAUACAGUUGAAUUACUCAUUAACACUCUGGAAAAGCUAUAAAUCCCAGGAUUAUUGUUCCAACAUAUCUGAUUUUCUAUGAAAAGCAUGUAACAGAAUAUUUAGAUUCAUAGCUUUAACAAUUUUUAGAUAAUCAACCGUCCCCUUAUAUUAUGUUUACAUGUUUGUGGGACAGGAAAAGUUUUAAAGCUUCUGUCUCUAUUUCUUCUUUUGUUUUAAGGGGUCAUACUUUGAUUUUAUAGUGGAUAAUAAUUUACCUAAGAAUGUAAAUCGACUUAUUAUUGAAUUGAAAAUGUAAAAGAAACACUACUAGAUCAGGAAGGACAAUGCCAAAAAUCUUUUUGUACACUUAGAUAUUUCUGGGACACAUUACCACAUGUAAGCCAACAAACAAUGUUGCCGUGUAGGAGCCAUGUAAUGUGAAUGUCAUGUGACCAAGGGUAGAAGGGGAGUGUCUUAUUUCUUAGGUGGGGUUAAACACCUGUGUGUUAGCAUGGAAGAAUGGGGGUGAGUGCGGGAACACAUAUUUUGGUUGACCGUACAAAGCUUUACAAAUAAAACAAGGUGCAAGUAUAAAGCAUUGGAGUGUCACAGAAGUUAUUUCAUUGGGCCGCUACACUAAGUAUGCAAUUUUUAAAAAAUAUAAAUAGGGAUACUUAAUAUAUUGGUGAGAGGUACAUAAUAUUUUCCAAAAUUAUCAUUUUUAUUUUCGAUAUUUGUCUAAUUAGGCCAUUAUUGGAAACAGAAAAAACAGGCAAACAAUGGAAAAAUGAUAAAGUUAUAAUAUAUUAGUUUUUGCAUAACAUGAAAAAAAUAAUUUGUUAUCAGCAUAGUUUAUACAUAUAUAUAUUAAUGUUUAUGAAUGGUGUAUGUUUUGGGAAUGUUAAAAUAAGGCCUACCU
Molecule: messenger RNA, 5317 nt
Organism: Megalobrama amblycephala (Wuchang bream)
Lineage: Eukaryota; Metazoa; Chordata; Actinopteri; Cypriniformes; Xenocyprididae
Product: adenylate cyclase type 8
Exons: 18
Coding region: 547-4095 (1182 amino acids)
Biological process (GO): intracellular signal transduction; cAMP biosynthetic process; adenylate cyclase-activating G protein-coupled receptor signaling pathway
Cellular component (GO): plasma membrane
Molecular function (GO): adenylate cyclase activity
Source: RefSeq, a predicted model, not a curated record